UACGUCGUACAAAGCAGCAGUCAGACGGCUGAAUGUAAACAUGGUGACAGGUAGAUGAGAAGAGCUCCAAAAUGGUCUUCGAAAGCGUCGUGGUAGACGUUCUCAACAGAUUUCUGGGCGACUACGUGGUCAACCUUGACAGUUCGCAGCUUAAACUUGGCAUCUGGGGAGGUGAUGCCAUCCUUCGAAAUCUUGAAAUUAAGGAGAAUGCUUUGAGUCAGCUUGACAUUCCCUUUAAAGUGAGAGCAGGACACAUAGGGCAACUAGAACUCCAGAUUCCCUGGAAGAACCUUUACACCCAGUCGGUGCGGGCUACACUGGAUGGCGUCUAUCUGCUCAUUGUGCCAACAGCAAGUAUCAAGUACGAUGCGGAAAAGGAGGAGAAGCAGCUGCAGGAAGCGCGGCAAAGGGAGCUGCAAAGGAUUGAGGAGACCAAACUGAAGGUCGCAGAGCUCGAGAAUCCCACAAAAGAGAAGCAGGACACCUUUGUGGAGAAGGUGGUCACGCAGAUCAUCAAAAAUGUUCAAGUCAAGAUCUCUAAUAUCCACAUUCGCUAUGAGGACGACGUCACCAAUCCGCUGUGCCCUUUGUCCUUCGGAGUCUCUCUUAGCAACCUCAGCCUUCAGACCUGCGAUGAGGACUGGAAGCCGACUCUCUUGGAUGAAAAUGCCAGACUUUUCUACAAGUUGGUUCAGCUGGACAAAUUGUUUGCCUACUGGAAUGUCAACUCUGCACUCUUCUCCAAUUACAGCCCGGACAAGGCUUUGCAAUGUCUUCAAAAUAGCCUGCUCCUCAAAGGCUCCUGUCCUACAGACCACGAUUUCAUUUUCCGUCCCAUCUCUGCCGAUGCAAAGCUUUGCAUGAAUCCCAGAUCAGACAUGGACUUCUCUUCUCCUAAAGUGGACCUUAUGGUCAAUCUGCGGGAGGUGGCCAUUGAGCUAAACAGACCCCAGUACGUCAGCAUCUUGGAGCUAUUGGGCUCGGUGGAUUUGAUGUCACGUAACCUGCCGUACAGAAAAUACAGACCCGAAGUUUUAGUUCGCAACAAUUCCAACAUUUGGUGGGACUACGCCAUCACGAGCAUCCUGGAGGUGGACGUGAAGCCCCGACUCCACAUGUGGUCGUGGCCGCACAUCCAGCGGCACCGCAAGCUGGUCAAGCACUACCGCGAGCUCUACAAGAUUAAGAUCACCAGCAAGAAACCCAGCGAGGAACUUCUCAAGGAACUGCAAGAGCCCGAGAAGACACUUGAUAUUUUUAACAUCACGCUAGCCAGACAGCAAGCUGAAGUGGAGGCGAGUAAGGCGGGCUUGCGUAUUUACCGUCCAGGCUUGAAGAUGGAGGAAGAGGAGUCUCAAGGGUGGGUGAGCUGGAUGUGGAACUGGGGGGCGGAGCCUGACUCUCAACCAGAGGAGGUCAAGAGCGCAGGAGGAGGAUUUGAUGAGCUGUUGACCUCCGCUGAGAAAGCCAGGCUCUACGCCGCCAUCGGAUACAGUGAGACGGCCGCUAAUUCUAUUUAUCCAAAGGAGUUUGAGGACAUGAAGGUGAAAUUCCACAUGGAGAAGCUGAGUGUCUCUAUCAAGGACAGCAAAGACAAAGACGAGAUCAUCAAGUUGACUGUCGGGGAGCUGAUGUCUUCCCUGACGCAACGAUCCGGCGCACAAGCCAUCAAAUUCACAGCCGAGCUCAGUUUGUUCGAGGUCACGGGUCUGGCAAGCGGCCGGCCCGCUCCCACCCUCCUGUCGUCCAGGACGGUCGGCACGGGAACGGGGAGUCCGCUGCUCAGCCUGUUUUUCGAGACCAAUCCUCUGGAUCAGCGUGCCAAUCAACGGCUCUUCGUGGAAUCGCAGCCGCUGGAAAUCAUCUACGACGCCAUGACGGUGAACGCCACGGCCGCGGUCUUCAGGCCUCCUGACGACCUGCAGCUGGACGAACUCACCAACGCCACGCUCAUGAAACUGGAGCAGUUCCGAGAUCGUACAGCCACCGGGCUAAUGUAUGUGAUCGAGACUCAGAAGGUGCUGGACCUGAAGGUGAACCUGUUGGCCUCUUACGUCAUCAUCCCACAGACGGGCUUCUAUGACGGCACUCAGAACAUUGUGUUGCUGGAUCUCGGACACUUGCAGAUGUCCAGUCAGUCCAAAAAGAAUCUGCCUCAGCUGUCGGCGUGCUCCAGCACAAUCGAAGACAUCAUGCAAAGAGCUUACGACAGCUUCGACCUCCAGCUCAAUAACCUGCAAUUCCUUUUCAGCAAACCAGACAACAACUGGAAAAAGGCUCGCAUGCAGAGGCAGUCGCCGCUCCACAUUUUGGAGCCGGUGGAUUUGAAAAUGGAGUUCAGCAGGGCCAUGGUGGUCAAAGACUCGCGCAUGGCAAAAUACAAACUGUCCGGAGAGCUCCCUCUGCUCUCCCUCCGGAUCUCCGACGUUAAACUUCGGAACGUUCUCGAGUUGUUGGACAGCAUCCCGCGGCCGCAGACGAAUCCUGCUCCGCCCAAUGCUAGCGCGCCCCCGCAUUCAAGGUCCAAGCAGUUCACACCGCAGCUUUCCAUGAAGAGACGUCUGCAGUUGGCCGACCAACGCUCCUCUAUGCUUUUCGAGUCGUGCGAGUCCAUCAGCAUUUCUUCGCUCGGGUCCGAAGAAGACUUGUUCUACGACGCCCCCAGCUCUCCCGUCACGGGGCAGCAGUUCUUAUUCGACAAUCCCAUGCCGCUGCGCUACGCCGACCUGAACAGACGGAAGGGUCCGGCGCUGGAGGAGCGUCCGAAGAACAUGACCGACUUUCUCAUGGCAUUUGAAAUCAGCGAGUUCUCCGUCCAGUUGUGUCGCCUUACUGAUAGCUAUCAGGAGGUGCCCGUGCUCCACUUGGAGGUGGAGGGCCUGGGCACGGAGCUGAAAAUACGCACCUUUGACAUGACAUCCAACACUUACCUCAAGGAGAUCUGCCUCAGGUGUCCCGAAUACACAGAUUCGCAAAACAAGGAAAUUCAACUCAUCACUACUUUGGAUAACAACGAGGUCGACAUGCUUACACUGGAGUAUAUACAUGCUGACAAAAACGGGCCCGAGUUCAAGUCCCUGCACAACAACACCGAGCAAGUCAUCAAGGUGACCUUCUCGUCUCUGGACGUGAAUCUCCACACGGAGGCGCUCCUCAACACCAUGAACUACCUCAGCGGACUGAUGCCGCAGUCCACCCAGCAGGAGGAGGCCGGACAGAAGGAGCUGGCCGUCAUCCCCGAGGAAGAGGAGCUGGAGGAGGGCAAGAAGGAGGCCACCGUUGCCAAGAGAAAAAUACCAAAGAAUUCCAAGGCGGCGGCCGUCAUCAACACGCACCUCCGAGCCGAUCUCCGCUCUCUGAAGGUUUACAUUCGAGGGCAGACAUCCAUGAUCUCGGAGAUCAGAAUCGAAGGCCUGGUUUCGGAGGUUUUGAUGAGGAAGCGAGAGAUGAAGGUCCUGGCCAAUCUGAAGAACAUCAUCGUGUUUGACUGUGACGAGACGGCCUUCUAUAAGAAGGCCGUGUCCAUCGCAGACAGGGAGGUGUUUGCCUUCCAGAUGAUCAACCACACAGACGCCACAGAAGGCGACGCCUACCUCGACAUGUCUCAGGUUGACACCUCGGUCACGUUGACAGUGGGAUGUAUCCAAGUCGUCUUCCUCAACAAGUUCUUGUCCUCCAUACUGGCCUUCGUAAACAACUUCCAGGAGGCCAAAGAGGCUGUGGCCGAAGUGACCCAUCAGGCGGCCGAAAAGGCGGCGUCGGGCGUGAAGGAGCUGUCGAAGCGCAGCACGCGCGUGGCCCUCAACGUCCGCUUCAAAGCGCCCGUCAUCUUUGUGCCGCAGUCGUCCUCGUCCCCCAACGUGCUGGUGGCCGAUCUAGGUUUCCUGGCGGUCAAGAAUCACUUUGCCAUGCAGCCUUCCAAGAGUCACAGCAAGAUCCCACCUGUGGUGGACAUCAUGGAAGUCAAGCUCACGGAUCUAAAGAUGUAUCGGACAACAUUAGUGAAUGGAGUGUUUCGGGGUGAAAGCGACCUGUUGCAACCAAUCAGCCUGGAAGUGGAGAUUCAGAGGAAUCUUUCGUCCAACUGGUACCAAAGCAUCCCCGACAUUGAGAUCACCGCUCAUCUUAUGCCUUUGAGCUUGAACCUCAGCCAGGAUGACAUGGUGGUUAUCUUCCGGACUCUCAGUGAAAACCUCUCGGAGAAUUCUGGCACUGCGCCCGCCCCCGCUGAAGACUCGACUUCUGACAAGGAGCGGCCCAGCUCCGGAAACGCAGACAGACCCAACGGCAACACGGUGGUGACGGCAGCCGUGGUGGAGACGCAGAAGAGCGUCAAGCUGAAGACUACCAUGAAAGGAGAUUUCAAGAUUGACUCCAUGGCGCUGGUCCUGUUCAAGCCCAACGUGAACGAGCUUCUCCAUGUGGAGCCGCACAAUGAUGAACUGAAACUUGGCGAGUUCACCCUGGGCACCAUCUCCACCUCCUUCACCAUGUACUCCGACAGCUCCAUGAAGGCCGCCGUCCGAUUGUCUACCUGCCUCCUCGAUGACAAGAGGCCAAAUAGCAAGACGGUCAGCCCAAGGAUGAUGGGCAUGCGUCCCGGAACGGAAAAGAACAUGAUGGUGGAGGUCACCUACCGGCAGAGCCACGAAGGCAGCGCCUUAGACACGGUGGUUCAAGACGUGUACCUGUGCGCCAGCAUGGAGUUCCUCCUCACCGUGACGGAUAUUUUCCUCAACGCCACCAAGGAGGGUUUUGCCGAAAGGCCGCGAGCCAAGAACACCCCGGCGCCGGUAGAUAACAACAACACCCCCGCUCAGCAAGAGGAAUCAAUUCCUGCUCCAACCAAGGUGUCCAAGUCGAAAAUGAACGUGGUGGUGCGAAACCCGGAGAUCGUUUUUGUGGCCGACCUGACGCGCGCCGACGGGCUGGCAUUGGUGAUGACCACGCAGUGCGAGUUAGUCAUCACAAACGACGAGGAGAGCUCAAAGAUGACGGCCGCCAUCAAAGACCUCAAGGUGGUGGCCUGCCCGUUCCUAAGGGAGAAGAGGCUUCACAACGUGACCACGGUUUUGCAGCCAUGCCAGGUGUCCUUUCAGAGUUGUCAGACACCUACGUCUCCGCAAAUUAUGGACAUCUCCAUCAACUCUCUCACACUCAAGGUUUCACCCAUCAUCAUCAAGACGGUCCUCUCCAUCCACUCGGCCCUGACACCCACCCAAGAGACCACGGAGGCGCUCGAAAGUCCCGUCCCUGUGGACAUGUGGGAGAAACGGGGCUGGAAGGAGCUCAAACUUUGGUUCCUGGAGGAGCAGGGAGAAGCCAGCACGAAAGCUGCGGCCCCGUUGAUUCCACAGGGGGAGUCGCUUAAGAUGGACAUCAAAUCAAUCUGCGUGACGUUGGAGGCCGGGGUGGGGCACCGCACCGUGCCCAUGCUUCUAGCAAAAUCCUCCUUCCAAGGAGAUGUCAAAAACUGGUCCACGCUCAUCAACUUGAGGAGUGAGCUGAAUUUAGAGGUCCAUUACUACAACGAGGUGGUGGGAGUGUGGGAGCCGCUGCUGGAGCCAUUAGAGGAUGAGACGAGAGAUGGACCCGGGAGACCCUGGAGACUGGAAUUUAACAUGAAAACAAAGCCCUUAAAGAACGCGGAGUGGGCAGAUGAGGUGGACUACAACGUCCCAGACUACAAGACUGUCAUUGUGAUCAGCAGCAUGGACCAGCUCAACAUCACCCUCUCCAAAUGUGGCCUUGCCAUGCUGAGCAACCUGGGCAUGGCUUUUGCCGAGGCCGCCAAGGAGACGGCCGAAUGCUUCCAGAAAGACGAGGCUCCGUUUGUCGUAAAGAACCGCCUGGGCCUGCCCGUGUUUGUCCAGUACAGCGACAUGUUUUCCCCCGUCGCCACGCACAGCAACGACCACACGGUCGAGCUGCAGGACGGCCAAACGCUCGGGAUGGACUACUCCGUCACCACCGAAUCGGACCAGUUCUCGGCAAUGACCUCCCUGAACGAAAAGGACUGCUACAUACAGCCGACUCCAGCGGGCCACACGUCCGCCAGCAUGAUCCCCUUGAUCAAGGUCGGACGGAGAAUGUACAGAGUCAUGCACGAGGUGUCGGGGGCCCCCCGCUUCCUGGUGUGUCAGGUUUAUUCCUCGGAAGGCAGCAAGUACAUCAAGAUCCGCUCGCCUUUCCAGAUCAUCAACCAUUUCGACAUCCCCUUUAAAGUGUUCGAGGGCUCGACGUAUUUGGGUACGUCGUUACCGACAGAGGAGUUUUGUGUCCCUCUGGUCUCGUACGGGUCUGAGCUGAGCCUCCAGCCCGUCACGGGUGAAGGUGGCGACCAGUUUGAGUGCUCUGAGGGCUUCAGCUACAACGACAUGGACCUCCAGCAGCCCAAAGCUCACAUUGAGCAACGGUGCCGCCGCAGCGGCAACCUGGGCGGCGUGCUGACGGUCAACAUCGUGCCUGUGAAGGACGCGGUGACGUUCAAAGACACUGGCGGCGUGGGGGACAACUUUGACGUGCCCUUUGUUCUCCAUUUGUGGCCUUGCGUGCUGCUACGGAAUCUGCUGCCUUACCCCGUCACCUACAAACUCAACGACGGUAGCGAGUGCGGGCCGGAGUCCACGCUGACCCCGGGCCACUCCGCCCAACUUCACACUGCCGUUAUCGACCAGUCCAGCCUGGACCUCUGCCUGAUUGACUACCUCGCUCAAGACUGGUCUGCUCAGUACAGCCUCCGCAGCGAGCAGGAGGAGAUCACCUUCACCGUGUUCCAGUCCCUCCGCCUGGAGGAGGACGACGUCUGCGAGGGGACGGAGAGGCGGCGGGUGGAGCUGGACAUCGCCGUCCACGUCAAGUACGAGCAGGGCCAGACGGUGGUGGCCAUCCACUCGCCGUACUGGAUGGUGAACAAGACGGGCAGGCUGCUGCAGUACAAGGCGGACGACAUCCACCGCAAGCACCCGCUGGAUUACGACAUGCCGCUGCUCUUCUCCUUCAAACCUCGUUACUUCCUGAAGAACAACAAGGUUCGCCUCAUGAUCUCGGAAAGCGAACACUCCGAUGAUUUUUCACUGGACACCGUCGGGAGCUACGGAGAUGUGAAAUGCAAAGGCCAGUAUAAAGAUUAUCUGGUUGGAGUGAAGAUCGACACCAGCAGCUUCAGUCUCACCCGCAUCGUGACCUUCAUGCCGUUCUACCUGCUGGUCAACCGGACCAAGCAGACCAUCUUUGUAUGCGAGGAGGGCCAGGAGAGCUGGACCGUGGUCCCGCCUGAACAGUCCGCCAUUCCCUUCUGGCCGGAAAAUGAUGCCAAACUCGUGAAAGUGAAAGUAGAAGGUUGUCUGUCUCCGCCACGCGUGAUCAACUUCUCGCGUCCGGAGAACUGCUUAUUGCUGCACUUGGAUAACAACGUGGGCGGGAUCGUCGUCGACGUCAACGUAUCGGAGCACUCGGCCACCAUCCGAUUCUCCGACUACCACGAUGGCGCGGCCCCUUUCCUUAUUAUCAACCACACGAAAGACCAAACUUUGCAGUUCUAUCAGAGCAUACAGACAGAGUCAGCAUGGGUGCCCAAUGAGCUGCUGGACCUCUCUUUCUCAGUGGAUGAGGACAGUUCCCAGAAGCCCGAAGAAGUGGAAGAGCUGGAGGCGGGGAAAGCCGUGCAUUACACUUGGAACAAGCCCACGGGUUCCCGGGAACUUUGCUGGAAUUGCGGCAAAUACAGUGGGAAGCUUAAAAGCGAAGAGGAUCUGCAUGAGGACUUGGGGAAGGAAGGCAAGCUUUUUGUCGUCUCCCUCUACGAAGGUCUUCAGCGCACGGUGCUGUUCACCGAGGAGCGGCGCAUUUACAAUCUGCUGUGCGAGAGCGAGAAGGCACAGUUGGCCCAGCAGGAAAUCGUACUUUCGCUCUACAACGUGGGCGUUUCGCUGGUCAACAACAGCAGCGGCCAGGAGGUCUCCUACAUCGGUAUCACCAGUUCUGAUGUGGUGUGGGAACUGAAGCCCAAGAAGAAGAACCGCUGGAAGCCCAUGAGCGCCGAGGCGGCUAAGAUGUUGGAGAAACACUUCAAGCAGUACAUUGAAUCCGGGCCUGUCGACAAAGCCAUCGUCGACCUGGAUAACAGCUUCCAGGUGUGCCUGUCACCCAACGGAACAGACAUGCGAUUGCUGCAGCCGUGCGACGCCCCUCUCAGAAGGCACUUUCUUCCGGCCGUCAAUGUGGAGUACCGCGUCUCGCCUCGCCAGAGUGCCUACCGGGUCCAAAUCCAUCACAUCCAGAUCCAGAAUCAGCUCCCAGGAGCCAUCUUCCCCUUCGUUUUUUACCCGGUGAAGCUUCCAAAGUCCGUCACCAUGGAUUCAGAACCCAAGCCUCUGACUGAUCUCAGCAUUGUCACCAGGGCUGCAGGCCACUCUAACAUUUCCCGCAUCAAGUACUUCAUGGUGCUGAUCCAAGAAAUGGAUCUGAAACUGGAUCUGGGCUUCCUCUAUGCAAUCCUGGAGCUGUUCACCCCAGAGGAUGCCAACAUCACCAGCGUCCAACAGGAGGUGGAACUUUUUGAGAAAGAUGUGGAGUAUAUAAAGAAUGAGCUGAACCACGUUUCCGCCGCUGAUAACACGCCCAUCAGCCUUUACGAGUACUUCCACAUUUCCCCCAUCAAGCUCCACUUGAGUUUCUCUCUGAGCACGGGCGGCGAGGACGGCCUGAAGGAAAAGAGGGAAAGGGAACUCAUCCCCGUGCAGUCACUCAACCUGUUGCUCAAGAGCAUCGGCGCCACGCUCACCGAUGUGCAAGAUGUCGUUUUCAAGCUUGCUUUCUUUGAGUUGACGUUCCAGUUCUGCACCACCCAGCAGCUCCAGUGGGAAGUCGUCAGGCAUUAUUCCAAACAGGCAAUCAAGCAAAUGUAUGUGCUGGUGCUGGGCCUAGAUGUGUUGGGUAAUCCAUUCGGUCUGAUCCGAGGGCUGUCUGAGGGAGUGGAGGCCUUCUUCUACGAGCCCUAUCAGGGCGCGAUCCAGGGGCCAGAGGAGUUUGUGGAAGGGAUGGCGCUCGGAGUGAAGGCCCUCGUAGGAGGAGCUGUUGGGGGCAUAGCAGGUGCUGCCUCCAGGAUCACGGGCGCCAUGGCCAAGGGCGUGGCCGCCAUGACCAUGGAUGAAGAGUACCAGCAGAAGAGGCGAGAGACCAUGAACAAGCAGCCCAGUAGCCUCCGAGAGGGGCUCACCAGGGGUGGCAAAGGAUUGGUCUCGGGAUUCGUCAGCGGAAUAACAGGCAUUGUCACCAAACCCAUUAAAGGAGCCCAAAAGGAAGGCGCGGCGGGCUUCUUCAAAGGAGUCGGCAAAGGCCUGGUGGGUGCCGUCGCCAGGCCCACCGGAGGCAUCAUCGACAUGGCCAGCAGCACCUUUCAAGGCAUCAAGAGGGCGGCAGAGACAUCGCAGGACAUCCAAUCCCUGCGCCCCCCUCGCUUCAUCCACGAAGACGGCGUGAUACGGCCGUAUAAGCAGAGGGAGGGCAUCGGAAGUCAAAUGCUUCAGAAAAUCGAGAACGGUCGUUUUGCGAAGUACCGUUACUUUGCUCACGCUAAAGUCAACGACUCGGACUUCCUCAUGAUCACCAAGAAGGGUGUUUUCUUCGUAACCACGGGAACAUUCGGUCAGCUCAUCUGCGAGUGGCAGUACUUGUUUGACGAGUUCACCAAGGCGCCCACCAUUGUGGAGAACCGACGGCUGCGCAUCGAGGCCAAGGAGCGAGUCAAGUCGGUGUUUCACGCCAAAGAGUUCGGCAAGAUCAUUAACUUCAAAACGCCCGAGAUCGCCACGUGGGUUCUGGCCAAACUGGAGGACGCCAGGGACAGUUUACCGAAAUACCAAAUGGCAACACCAACAUGGGAAGCCAUUUGAGCAGAUGUCCUGGAGGUGCUAAUCCGCAUUGUGUCCUUACCAGUGAAACGAGUCAUAGAAGAAAAACACACACACACACUAAAAUAUAUACGAUAGAGCUCAUGUCCAUCAGUGCCUUUGUUUGUUCACCUCACCUUGUGUGUUCACUGUGUGUGCAAGUUUUAUAAAAUUUGCAAAAGUCACUUUUUUUUUUUCUGCCUGACUUUUAAUGACGCACGCUCACAGAAUGACUCGUUUGAUACUCUGCGACAACUACAGUGUUUUUUUUUUUUUUUUAUUCAUUUCCGCACGCUAAAUCUCUGGAGUGUGUAAGUUAAAACGCAUGCCAUUUUUUUUAUACUGAACUGCUGUAUAUUAAUCUUGUAGGCUAUGUAUAUACCGAAAUAUAUAUAUAUACAUAUAAAUCCAUUCACACACUGGGUAUAAUGACUGUAAUUUUUAUGUUUUUAUAUUACAUGUGCUCACCAUCCAGAGAUGAGCUGCUUUUUUGGGUUAGUUUUUUUUUAUGUUGGGUAUACAAAAUUACACACAUUUGGAGAUUCACACUUUUAUUUAAUGUUUUUUUUCUCUUUUUGAUCAAAUAUGGAGGUAAAAACAUCAGUUUUGGGAGGGGGCUAAAAUGUUUUCAGUUUUCAAAAAUACUAAAUCACAAAAGCUCCCGGGAUGAUAGCUUUAUUUGUUUUAACAAGUCCAUACAAUUUGAAGAUAUUUCAUUUAUGUGAGGUUAUUCAUUUCAUUUGAAACAUGUAGACGUUUUUUUCCCUUUUUUUCAACCGUGUUAAUACGACAAAAAAAACUAUUUAAAAGGAGGGACUCGUAAUUAACAUUUUUAAAACAUUUUGCUUUUUUAUAUUUUGAUGCUGAUGUAUGUCUUCAGGUAUUCACUGCAGUGGCUUUUUUUUUUUUUUCUGUUCAAUAAAUGCAUAAUUAGAGG
Messenger RNA from Syngnathus acus (greater pipefish), 10830 nucleotides. RefSeq names its product vacuolar protein sorting 13 homolog A (gene vps13a). The transcript has 76 exons. Gene Ontology annotation, biological process: autophagy; protein retention in Golgi apparatus; protein targeting to vacuole. Gene Ontology annotation, cellular component: extrinsic component of membrane. NCBI's taxonomy places the organism in Eukaryota, Metazoa, Chordata, Actinopteri, Syngnathiformes, Syngnathidae. The record is from RefSeq and is a predicted model, not a curated record. Bases 72 to 9896 code for a protein of 3274 amino acids.